Messenger RNA from Anneissia japonica, 1173 nucleotides. Its product is annotated as aquaporin AQPAn.G-like. Gene Ontology annotation, biological process: transmembrane transport. The record is from RefSeq and is a predicted model, not a curated record. Gene Ontology annotation, molecular function: water channel activity. Gene Ontology annotation, cellular component: plasma membrane. Lineage: Eukaryota; Metazoa; Echinodermata; Crinoidea; Comatulida; Comatulidae. The coding region runs from base 29 to 841 and encodes 270 amino acids. The transcript has 4 exons.
UGUCAGUCACUGCUUACACCGUAGCACAAUGUCUCAGAGGUUUAUACUCUUAUCAUAUCAUGACACUGCUGAAGAGGCAUCACCUGACGAAGGAACUUCUCUCUCUUAUAAUCGAAUUCACUAUGACACUGUUUCAGAUACAAGUUUCUGGAAAGCGAUAAUUGCUGAAUUCUUAGCCCUGGUUUUACUGGUGCCGCUUGGAGCCGGUUCAUCAGUACCCUGGCUUGAACCAAAUGCUCCAACAGUGGUGCAAAUAGCUCUUGCCAAUGGAUUUAUGAUUGCGACUUUACUCCACUGCUUCACUGCCGUGAGUGGAGCACAUGUAAAUCCUGCUGUCACUAUAUCAUUUGCGGUACAUCGACAGAUUAGCGUCUUGCGCUGUUUGCUCUACGUGGUUUUUCAAUGUGCGGGAGCGUGUCUCGGCGCCGUUAUUCUAAACGUCGUAACACCAGAAGAGGUCCAUGAAAGAGCUAAUGGUACCUUAGGAUGCACUAUUCUGGCACCUGAAGUAUCGGCUGGUCAAGGAUUCCUUCUGGAGUUCGUAAUUUCCUUCCAAUUGAUCUUGACAAUAUUUGUGGCCGUUGACGAAGGAAGAUUUGAUUUGAAAGGUUCGGGUGCUCUUGCUGUUGGGUUGGCUGUUGCCUGUGGCAUACUUUUUGGGUUUCCAUACACAGGGGCAAGUAUGAACCCAGCGCGUUCCUUUGGUACGGCAGCACUACAAGGCAACUUCACUGAUCACUGGAUCUACUGGCUGGCACCCAUCCUAGGUGGAAUCACCGCGGCCACAUUUUAUGAAUGGUUUUUCUCACAACGUAGGUCGCGACCACGCCCAAACCAUUAGACAGAUACUAGUAAUCAAGUUAUGAUGUAAAUGUAACGUAAAAAUAUUGAAUUCAAUAAUGAAUUUGAUAUCAUGAAAAGAAUUGCUGAUGAGUGAGAUUGUUUCUACUUGAAUCGCAGCUGUAUGUAAAAAUGUUAAAAACAGUGAAUACUUAUAAUGAAAAUAAUUAAUACAAUUAGCAAAUUGCUCCAUCGAGUGAAUAUUAUUAAUGUACUACUGUAUUUGAGGCUAUUGGAGUUGCACAACAUUCGACUGACAUAACUCGUCGAUAAUAAUCUCAAUUGUUAAUCAGGAUUAUUUCAAAUAAUAAAAUCCCGAAAAUAUUACUGUAU